Trematomus bernacchii (emerald rockcod) is the source of this 5102-nucleotide messenger RNA. RefSeq names its product serine/threonine kinase 10 (gene stk10). The transcript has 20 exons. The record is from RefSeq and is a predicted model, not a curated record. Gene Ontology annotation, biological process: protein phosphorylation. Gene Ontology annotation, molecular function: protein serine/threonine kinase activity; ATP binding. Lineage: Eukaryota; Metazoa; Chordata; Actinopteri; Perciformes; Nototheniidae. The coding region runs from base 331 to 3438 and encodes 1035 amino acids.
CGGAAGCAACAAGUUGCCCAGCAGGCUGACAGGCGGGCGGUUACUCCAUCGUGUUAGCAGCGGCAGGUGGUCAGCGCGCGUCCUCAGCACUUUGUGAAUGGGAUUUUAACUGCAGAGCCUUCAGAGCACCUGGUACUCAUGGACUGCGUAGAAUAACUUCUCUGAAUUUGUUUUACCCUUUUUUUCUCUCGGACGCGGGAAGUGAAGACUAGUAAUUUUGCGUUUUGACUGUUUUUUGACGGGCUGCGCUUCUCUGUGUGCGUAAUGCUCUCUGCGUAGAGCCUGAUCAUACUUUUUUUUUUUAAGGUGGAUAUUGUUGCAUUGUCAAUAAUGGCAUUCGCUAGAUUCAGCAGGAUACUCCGUCUGCCUACUAUUGAGAUGAAAAAGAAAGUCAAGCAGUAUGAGCACGUUCACCGGGACAUCAACCCAAACGAUCUAUGGGAGAUUAUUGGCGAGCUGGGAGACGGUGCGUUUGGAAAGGUCUACAAGGCCAGAAACAAGGAGACAGGAGUGCUUGCUGCAGCCAAACUGAUCGAGACAAAAUGUGAGGAGGAGCUGGAGGACUACAUCGUUGAGAUCGACAUCCUGGCCAAAUGUGACCACCGCUAUAUUGUCAAGCUGCUUGAUGCUUUCUACCAUGACAACAAACUAUGGAUCAUGAUCGAGUUCUGCCCCGGAGGUGCUGUGGAUGCCACAAUGUUAGAGUUGGAUCGCGGACUGACGGAGCCGCAGAUUAAGGUGGUUUGUCGCCAGAUGCUGGAAGCUCUGACCUACCUCCACAGCAUGAAGAUCAUCCACAGGGACCUGAAGGCCGGGAACAUCCUCCUCAUGCUGGAUGGGGACAUCAAAAUGGCUGACUUUGGCGUGUCUGCAAAAAAUACCAAAACCUUACAAAGAAGAGACUCUUUCAUUGGAACGCCAUACUGGAUGGCUCCAGAGGUGGUAAUGUGUGAGACAAUGAAGGAUGCUCCAUACGACUACAAGGCUGAUGUCUGGUCUCUGGGAAUCACUCUGAUCGAGCUGGCGCAGAUCGAACCCCCCCACCAUGAGCUCAACCCCAUGAGGGUGCUGUUAAAGAUCGCCAAGUCGGAGCCUCCCACCCUGGAGCAGCCGCACAAAUGGUCACAGGACUUUAAAGAUUUCCUGAAGAAAUCUUUGGACAAAAACCCAGAGACUCGUCCGACUGUAACACAACUCAUUGAGCACCCUUUUGUGAGAAAGGUGACAUCUAACCGCCCACUGCGAGAGCUGGUGGCCGAGGCCAAAGCUGAGGUCAUGGAGGAAAUUGAGGACAAUAGGGAGGAAGGCGAGGAGGACGACGCCAUGGAGCUCACUGUGUCUCCAGGAAAGGAACCAUGCCAGACCAGUCAGACCAGUUUGGAAGGAGACCAGUCUCUGACCACCCAGACCCCCACCAUACCAGUCCCUCUACCCAGGAAGGGGGCUGAGGCAGAAAGACCAGCAGAGGAGCAGCCAGGCAUGGUGGUCCCUGUCCCUCUACCGCGACAGAGUGUCCCCCCAAAAGAUCCGGAGGAGUUGGGCGACAAACUGGCCGAUGAAGUCAUUCACGAGUCUGAGAAAUCUGAAAGCGAAGCCUCGACGAAGACCUCCAGCUCAGAUUCGGGCAUUGAGGAUGGGAAGAGUACCCCAACAUCUGAGGAAAAGGUUGCUGUGGAGACCCCAGAGACCGAACAGCCACCGUCUCUCACCAAGCCAACAUCUGGGGAACAUGUUGACAUCUUUAUGGUCUCAAACGACCCAGAGGUGCCCAUGGUCAAGGUGACAGAGGAUGAGAGCAGAGUUGUGACUAAUGGAGGCUUACCAACUCCAAGCAAAAGUACAAGUGUCACUCCUGCACCCAGUCCCGCUCCCUCCACUGCCCCCACCCAAAUGCCUACACCCCGCUCUGAGCCCAAUGGGAGCCUCACCCAGGGAACCCCAGACCGGACAUCCACAGGAGGAAACGCAGAGGCUGUCUCACCUUUUAUCAAUGGCGGGAUUAUCAACAAACGGUACUCUUAUUCAGGCAGCAUGGCAUCAGAGAGCAUGGACAUGUCCAGCCACAAGGGGAAUAUCUCAAUGUCUGCAAGGGACUUCUCGAGUAAGACUCUGAAGAGAACCAGGAAGUUUGUUAUUGACGGCGUGGAAGUUAGCGUGACCACCUCCAAGAUCAUCAAGGAUGAUGAGAAGAAAGAUGAGGAAAUGAGAUUCCUGCGACGUCAGGAGCUACGUGAGCUCCGGUUGCUGCAGAAGGAAGAGCACCGCGCUCAGGCUGGUCUGAACACCAAACUGGACUCACAGCGAGAACAAAUGCAGAGACGUUUUGACCAGGAGAUGAAUGCCAAGAAGAAGCACUACGAUGUGGAGCUGGAGAACCUGGAGAAGUUCCAGAAGCAGACUAUUGAGAAGAUGGAGGGAGAUCACCAUGUUAAACUCAAGGAAGAAACCAAACGCAUCAAAUUUGAGCAGGAACGCGACCUCCACAAGUUCCAGGAUCAGAUGAAACACAAGAAAAAAGAGGUGAAACAAUCUGUCGUUAAGCUGCCCAGAAGUCAGCGUAAAGAAUCCUUGAAGCAGAGGAUGACGUCCUUCCAAGAAAAUAAGUUAAAAGACGAGGACACAUUUGUGGCGGCUCAAAGGCAUCAUUUGGACACAACGCUGAACAGAAUCAUCACCAGCAACAAGAGAGAGAUUGCAGAGACGGAGAGGGAAUGCCUUAACAAGAAACAUCAGCUGAUCAGAGAGCGUGAAGCUACAAUAUGGGACAUGGAGGAGAAGAACCUUUACGAGAGACACCAGUUAUUGAAGCAGCAGCUGAAAGACCAGUACUUCCUCCAGAGGCAUCAGCUUCUCAAAAAACACGAAAAGGAGCAGGAACAGAUGCAGUGCUACAACCAGAGAAUGAUUGAGAUCCUGAAAGCUCGGCAGCAGCAGGAGAAGAGCCGCAUGCCCAAGAUCCAGCGCGGCGAAGCCAAGACCCGCAUGGCCAUGUUCAAGAAGAGUCUCCGCAUCAACUCAACAGGCAGCUCCUCGGAGGACAGAGAGAAGAUCAAACAGUUCUCCCAGCAGGAGGAACGACGGCAGAAGGCAGAGAGGCUGAAUCAGCAGCAGAAACACGAGAACCAGAUGAGAGAGAUGAUUGGCCAGUGCGAGUGCAACAUCCGAGAGCUGCAGCAGCUUCAGAAUGAAAAAUGUCACCUGUUGAUUGAGAACGAGACUCAAAGGCUCAAGCAGCUGGAUGAACAGCACAACCAGCUGAUGAAAGAGUGGAGGGAUCAGCUGAAGCCCAGGAAGAAGGCCCUUGAAGAGGAGCUCGGCAUUAAAAAAAGGGAGCAGGAGGCUUUCUUCAGGAUGGGUGAGAGUUCUGAUUGCCCAAACCCAAGUUCACCACAUAAACUCUCCAAGUUUGUGCCUUACCAAGACUCUUCCACCACUUAAACAAAACGAAAACCUGUGACGUUGCACAAUAUCUCCUGGCCACCAAAAACACCCAUUCAACCACCGGCGUUUCAAUGGCCUGCUGCCUUAGUUUGAAUUUGCCUCGUCUGUAACGCAUACCCAUCCCUUCAUUAGGUUCUUUUAAUGUUUUAGUGAGUUUUUAUGUUUUAAGUAAUGUUUCAAGUUUAUUUUUCUUUCUUUAAAAAAGGGUUGUUGUAUUUGAUGGGGGUAAAACUCAUUGUGUGCUCCAUAUGGAUCAUUACUGUAGCAUCUGCUUUCAUACAGCGUUUGGAUUUCUUUUCUUUUGUCAAACUAAUAAUCAGUAGAUAAGAGAAAGUAGUAUUUGGUUAGGAGGAUUAGUUUUUUUCUUAAGGAAGGAAGACCGUUUGUCUUUUAUGAAAGCUGGUGAGCCAGUACAUAAGCACUUUUUGUUAACUAUUGCCUUCUUCCAAAUAUCAUGACCAAAAAUGCACCCAAAUGUACUACUAUACUUACUAGUACAUACAGUCAAAUUUACUGACCUAUUUUUUUACUUUUUCUGUAUGGCUUUGCUCAUUGACCUGUAAAUCCAUAAGUCAGCUGAUGUCAUACAGCUUUUAUUUAUUUUCACUGAAAAAGAACAACCUUAUGAAGACUAAUCACUGUAAAUGUUAAUUUAAUUGUUUUUCUUUUUUUAACACCAUUGGUAUGGAGCAUGUGCUUAGUGCUUAUUAUUUUGCAUCUUAUUUGAAAUGGGGGAUGAGGCUUAAUCCUGAUCAAACUUUAAUUUGUUUCUUUUUAAUGAUUACUAAAGAAUGAGGUUUGACCAGAGUAGGGAAAACUUUUAGGGAAAAAUACUUUUUGUUUCUUUCUACUGUUGUAUUUUUUUACUGUAAGUUCAGUCACACUGGAUGGGGAAGUGAACUGAUGAAGCCAAAGCAAAAUACUGUUGUUCAAUGAAGGACAUUAGAUAGGGGAUUUAAAUUUGAAUAAAAACAUAUGUAUUAGGUUUAUAAUUGUUAUACCAUGCGCAGUGAAUGUACUGCCUGCUAACCAAAGUGCAAUAUUCCAUGUCUGUCUUUGCUAAGCUUAAAGAGGUUUAUUUGUUAUUAAAGUUUGCCUUCAAUUGCACUGAGUGGGGGAAAUAUAUGAAGAGUUAAACUCCAAAAGAUAGGUGUAAUAAACCUCUUGAAAGAAAGAGCAUUGCUAGGAAAUUCUCAAUUCUUCAUAAUCAUUACUUUAUGGAAAGCAAUCAUUCAUAUUUUUCACUUAUUUUGGAACAUAACUCUUCAUAUCAUGUUGAAGGGAGUGCAACAAUUUAGCCUGCUGUUAGAUGCGUCUGUUUAAUCUUAAACCUAAAGUUUGCAGCUGAGGAAAGUGUUGCCUUGUUUAGUGAGAGAAAGUGUUUUUAUUUUAAAGUAAUUUGACCUAGAUAUUUACUUUGAACUGGGUCAGCAAUCAGGUACAGCUUUAUCUCUCUCUCCCUCACAUUUUCCCAAACGUAUUUAAAUUUGUUGUAAAAAUGAUCUUUUCUGUCAUGUUUAAUGGCUCCAUGUAUGCCUUCCUCUCUGUUGCAGUUUACAUGAUAUUAUUUGUAUUGAGGGGUUGUGAGUGUGAAUGAAACUGUAUCAGAAGGAACCACUGUUGUAAAUAAUAACUCUUAAUAAAGGCAGAUUUUCUAAAUA